Messenger RNA from Perkinsus marinus ATCC 50983, 1029 nucleotides. RefSeq lists its product as hypothetical. The record is from RefSeq and is a predicted model, not a curated record. NCBI's taxonomy places the organism in Eukaryota, Perkinsozoa, Perkinsida, Perkinsidae. The transcript has 2 exons. The coding region runs from base 1 to 1029 and encodes 342 amino acids.
AUGGCGUCCUCUUCUGCGGAUAGCCCUGAGGUUAUCGAGCUGGACGACUUGGCCAGCAUUGGGGCCUUUGGGGAGAAGGGCGAGUCUGUCAUUGAAUACCCACGGGUCUCUUCGUCAUCUACCAGGCGAGGGAGUGGCGCUGCUACCUCUGGUCCUGGUCUAAGGAGGUCCCAACCUGACUUGAUUGACGUUCAUCAGACUCCUCCUCCUCCUCCAGAGAGGGAUAACCAACAAGGUGGGGGAUUCACGGAUCUGCUAACUAGGAACUGGCAGUCGGCGACUGGCUGGGUAUGGCAAUCACCUACGGUGAAUACGACCGAGACUGGAGGGAGGCUUAUAGAUGGUGGUGGUGCUGAGCGCUCUAUUAUGGAUAUGGAGCCACCGUCUUCUGUGGGUGAACAGUCUAGCUCUCAUCACGGUCUAGACAUUGGAGCAACAUCGCAUUCAUUGGGCCCUCCUGUCGUAGUGGAUCGGAAGCGACGGGUAUCCACCGCAAGCUCGCGCCAGGAGGCUGGCCGCGUCUUGAGGGACGACUUCUUGGCGAGCGUAGAAGUGGUGCCUCCCACGCUGAUUGACGUGGGAGAAGCUGCACCAGCGAAGGAAGUCGCUGAGAAUCGCGAAGGGAUAAUGGGAGGUAUCAUGGACUGGUGGGCUCGCGAGGAGAAGGAUAAACCCACCUCCGAUGACCACGAUAAUGACUCCCAGUCAAAGUUGAAUGCAGAGAAGGUCGCUGCUGAGGAGGAGGAUGUGGAUCCGCCCGAGACACACAACACGGCGUCCGAAGUCCCCCUUAAUCGGUUUGUUCCUAGGCCAGUGAUUGGCAAGAGCGCGUUGGGUAUCCUUGAGGGCUACUCGGACUCCGAGGUCUAUUCACUGUCUAGUACAAGCAGUAGUGAUCCGGUAGAGUUGCCCAAGUUUAUGGGCAGGGGAACAAGACCAAGUGGGGUCAUAGUAUUGACCUACUGGGCUUGCAAGAUGCCCCAUUGCCGAGGGGCUGGCUGGCCGAUGUCCACUCAGGAUUCCGAAUAG